UGAAGACCCAACUGAGGUAGAGCAACUAAACUUUGAUCGAAACAUGAAGAUCAUUCUUUUAAGUUUGGUGGUGGUCCUAUCCAUCCAGGACAUCUUUGCCGAUCACCAUUAUGAAAGUUUGAAAAAGCUGAAAGACCAUCUGUUGGAUGGUUACAGGAAGGAUUUCGCUCCAAGUCCAGUUGACGUUCAGUUCAGUUUCGAUCUCAGGGCUGCUCGUUACAACAAAAAAACUCACGUUGUCGAAACCACAGUCUGGGAAUCAUACAAAUGGCAUGACGAUCGAUUGGUUUGGAAGCCAGAGGACUACGACAACCGUUCCAUCAUCAUCAUGGAGCACGAUCCCAUCUGGACCCCUGACUUCAAACUUUACAACGAAGUUGACGAGAGAGAGGAUAGAGAUGAGACAAACGUGAGGAUUCACUCGGAUGGCACCGUGGAGUGGUACCCCACCGCCCUCUACCAGACCUACGGCAAGAAGGGAGCCGGCAAAUCAGGAACCGUUCAUUUUGUGAUCGGAUCAUGGAGCUUCCACACAAGCAUCCUGAAGAUCAGCAAGAUGGGUGAAGGGGUGAGCCUCCGAUAUUUCCUCAACGAGACGAGCCCACUACUGGCCGAAAUCGACCACGUAGAUGUCGACGCCAAGAGGUACUCGGAUUUUGAUAAAGAUUUCGCCACCCUCGAUGCCACCGUGGUCUUCAAGAAGAGACCGGACUACGAUGACGAUGACGACCACCACCACCACCCACACACACACGACAAGGCUCCAGAAGCCGCCCACGCCGCUGACGAUUGUUAGAACAUAGUCUAGAAGGUUCUAGAGGGUUUUGGAAUGUUCUAGAAGGCUCUUGAACGUUUGGAAACAUUUUAAAUUGUUUAAUAAUAAAGUCUGGGGGAAUGUUUCUUGUGUGGAUGUUUUUUGAGUUUCUGGAACUUGGCUUGUAGUGACGAGUGCGGCUGUGGUUGGAUGAUGAAUAAAUUAUUUCUAUCUCUGGGUCAUGAUCGAAUUAGUUUUUUAAUUAAUUUAUUAAUUAAUAGCUAAUAAAUGAUUUCAAUUUCAAA
Molecule: messenger RNA, 1059 nt
Organism: Helobdella robusta
Lineage: Eukaryota; Metazoa; Annelida; Clitellata; Rhynchobdellida; Glossiphoniidae
Exons: 6
Coding region: 44-796 (250 amino acids)
Biological process (GO): chemical synaptic transmission; monoatomic ion transmembrane transport; signal transduction
Cellular component (GO): membrane; neuron projection; synapse
Molecular function (GO): extracellular ligand-gated monoatomic ion channel activity; transmembrane signaling receptor activity; neurotransmitter receptor activity
Source: RefSeq, a predicted model, not a curated record